Messenger RNA from Ustilaginoidea virens, 378 nucleotides. RefSeq lists its product as uncharacterized. The record is from RefSeq and is a predicted model, not a curated record. NCBI's taxonomy places the organism in Eukaryota, Fungi, Ascomycota, Sordariomycetes, Hypocreales, Clavicipitaceae. The coding region runs from base 1 to 378 and encodes 125 amino acids. The transcript has a single exon.
AUGGGAAGCGCCCUAGGAGCUAGCCUCUGGUCCUUGUGCGCACGGCCGAAGAACAGUCACGGGAGCGAUGAUUUCCUACAGCGUGAGAGGUUCUCAGCUGCUUCCGAUGAAAGAAUCAUGUUGAUGCUGGUUGCGGUCCUAGGAGUUUGGAUGGGUGGCCCAAGUCAACAAAGCUUCUCGACCCAAGCGGGGCCGGGGUUUUUUCAAGGGCCAGAAAAGCAGCAAGCGGGCCGGUUUCGGCUUCAGGGAUGCCGACCAGCAGGUGCGCAACGGACCCGAAACGGAAGCCGCGACCCGCAGGCGCAGGUGGUCCCGACUCCCGAGGUUGGUCCCCACUGCUACCAAGUGGCGCCGCCAGUCGGCCCGAAGGAGAAGUAG